Drosophila albomicans is the source of this 895-nucleotide messenger RNA. RefSeq lists its product as uncharacterized. Bases 140 to 769 code for a protein of 209 amino acids. The record is from RefSeq and is a predicted model, not a curated record. Lineage: Eukaryota; Metazoa; Arthropoda; Insecta; Diptera; Drosophilidae. The transcript has a single exon.
UAUUUUCAAACACUUUUCCCUCAUCAACGACUUGGUGAUAUUAAAUUUCGUAAGUUUUCUCAAGUUAUUCUUUCGUGUUCAAACAAAAUUGCCAAGAAGUGGAUUCAAAAUUUGGAAAUCUGUGAUUAGCUAGAUUCGAAUGAUGAAUAAAGUGGCGCGAUUGGAGCUCGAGGUGAAUACAUUGCGUCAGGAGUUGGCGAAGAUUCGCUUUGAUCGGGAUGAGAUCUGCAGGAAGCAUAGAAAUCAUCUCAAGCGUUGUGCAGGUGGCGAUUGCUGCAAAAGAUAUCGUCUCGAGGGCGAUGAUAAGGCUGCUGAAAAGGAUUUGUACAUCGCCUAUCUGGAGGAGCAGAUCAAGCAGACGCGUCUCAAAUACAAACAGCAAAUGGGUGAUGUCAAGUCAAGUGCCAGUAUCCUCGAGUCGAAGCUUCAAAAGGUGCGAGAAGAGAUGAGCUGCAUCACGGUUCGGGCUCGACAAGUGGACAAGUUGAAGAAGGAUGUGGAAGUAUUGAAGGCGAAGUUGGAACGUCGAAAUACGACAAUUGCCCAACACAAUGAACAAUAUGCUGGACUAUUGGGAUUAAUCUCAAACUUAGAUCUUCAGUCAAUGGAAGGAGGUAAUCACACAAGUGAGACAUUUAAACAGAUCAGAGGAAAUGCUUCGAGAGAUAAUUCGAGAGUUGCGUUGGAGAAGAAGACGAAGAAGCCAAAACCAAAAUUGAAUUUUGUCUGUCUAAAUGCGGCACUCAGAAAAAAAGUAAUGCACAAUUAAUUGAGACAAACAAAUAUUCAAAUUGAUGGUUUACUUUGGCACUUCAGUAAAAAUUUUUAAAAUCUUGCAUUUUUAUAUAUUCGUAGUUGAAUCAGAAUUAUCGUAUAAAUCUUUUAUAUAAUGUAA